Cyprinodon variegatus (sheepshead minnow) is the source of this 1470-nucleotide messenger RNA. RefSeq names its product leucine rich repeat containing 39 (gene lrrc39). Lineage: Eukaryota; Metazoa; Chordata; Actinopteri; Cyprinodontiformes; Cyprinodontidae. The record is from RefSeq and is a predicted model, not a curated record. Bases 329 to 1363 code for a protein of 344 amino acids. Gene Ontology annotation, molecular function: protein binding. The transcript is spliced from 9 exons.
GGAAGUGUUUGCACAGCUGCUUCCAUGCUGCUAGAACCAGCACCGGGUCAGCUGACUCUCAGCAGGGUCAUGUGGAGCUAAAAUUAGCCAGCAGAUCUGAGGUCAGCUUACAGCAGCAUGGAGGACGGCUGCAGGGCUCCAAGGUGAGAACAGACAUAGAACCAGAAGAUCACUCAUUUUCUGGGUUCUGAAAGUGGCAAACUGUGGGACUAUGAAGGAACAGACAGGCUGCUGGUCCCAGAGGUGCCGUUCAAAUGAUCCUCAGAGGGGAAUGAGCCUGCAGCUCAGAGGUCAAAGGUUGCCCCACCUGUGACAUCAUCUGGCUGUCAUGGCGGGUGCGGUGGUCUGCAGCUCGGUGAGCUCCAUCAAAGCUCUGUGGGAGACGCGAAUCAAGAGAGUUAAGGAGGAGGAGGAGCAGAGGAGGCAGAAAUCCAGGGGUGGGACCACAGGCAGACUCGGUGUCCGGGUCUGGGAGGACCGGGCGAUUCUGGCUCGGCUGAAGGAAAAGCUGCAGACAGAAGAUGGAAGACUGGUUCUCCGCAUUGAACAAGAGGAGUGGAAGAGCUUGCCAGCAUGCCUGGUCCAAUUCAUUCAGGUCCAGGAGUGGCAGAUCCACAGGACUGGCCUGCUAAAGAUUCCUAAUUAUAUUUCAAGCUUUCAGAACCUUCUGGUUCUGGAUCUGUCCCGUAAUGCAGUCACAGAGAUCCCCAAACAGAUUGGUAAAUUGACCCGGCUCAGAGAACUGCUGCUGAGCUACAACAGAAUCCAGUUCGUCCCUGAAGAACUGAGUGGAUGUGAGAGUCUGGAGAGACUAGAACUGGCUAUGAACCGGGACCUCAACGAGCUUCCAGACCAACUGAGGAACCUUAAGAGGCUUCAGCACUUGGAUUUAUCCAUGAACGACUUCCUCUUCUUCCCGGACUGUGUGGUCGCCAUGCCGGGUCUGGAGUGGCUAGACAUGGGAGGAAACCGCCUGCAGCUAUUACCUGACGACAUCUACAGGAUGGAGAAGCUGCACACGCUUUGGCUGCAGAGGAACGAGCUGGAAAAACUCCCAGAAAGCAUCAGCAGGAUGGCAAGUUUGGACACGCUGGUCCUCAGCUGCAACAGGUUGAGAGACAUCCCGUCACUGAUGGAGGACAUGACCAACCUCAGGUUUGUAAAUUUCAGAGACAACCCUCUGACCAUGGAUGUGACCCUGCCUCCGAGGAAGGCGGCCGAGGACGGAGAGGACGAGGACGACAGGGAGAUGUUUGGACGGGAGUUCAUGCAGAUGUACAUCCAGGAGGCGCGGAAGAGAUCCUACGCUGUGCUCAACAUGCACUGCGUCAACCAGAACGAUGAGGAUUCAGCUGAUAGAUAACCAACACUCAUCGGUUCUGGAAUCCCUGCUUCUUCUGGGCUCUACAGAAGCUAAUCUAUAAAAAUCCAGCAAAUUCAUCAACUGAUUCACUGGAUAAGAACAAAAAC